Molecule: messenger RNA, 1242 nt
Organism: Raphanus sativus (radish)
Lineage: Eukaryota; Viridiplantae; Streptophyta; Magnoliopsida; Brassicales; Brassicaceae
Exons: 3
Coding region: 1-1242 (413 amino acids)
Source: RefSeq, a predicted model, not a curated record
AUGUCGUUAGCCAUGGACAAAGCUCUUAUGGCAUUAACUCUCGAUGAAGAAGACGUACCGUUCGAGAUGCCAGACCUCCCUGAGUUUAGCUCUGCAGAAGAAAACAAGCUGAGCUUAAUGGGGAGGCUCUUGAACCCAAACAGGCAAAAGAUGCCCAAUCUUAUCAUGAAGAUGCCUAGGAAAUGGCAGAAGGAAGGAAGAGUCAUUGUGCUAGAGAAAUGGGUUGAAAACCCACCGGAAGACUAUCUUCAAUAUCUCCCUAUGUGGGUUCAGAUCCGAGACAUACCAGUCAACUUUUACACCUCUGAAGCGUUGACAGCGCUAGGAGAUCUGGUAGGGAAGACUGUGUUGGUUGCCUUUGACCCAUUGAAGCCUAUAACUCAAGACUUCGUUAGGGUUUUGGUGAAGUUUAACGUGGCAAACCCUCUGCGCUCGACGAAGGUGGUGACGUCGAAAGGCAAAUCCUCAGUGGUGCGCUAUAACUAUGAAAAGAUUCAAAAGCGCUGUUUUGAAUGCCAGAGACUGAACCACAAGAAGGAUUUCUGUCCUCUUGUAGUCCGACAAAGACAGGAAGCGACGAGGGUGAGGAAGAAAAAAAUCUAUGCAGAGAUGGAGAAGAAGAAACCAGUGUUAGCAGAGGACGAUGUCCUAUUUGGUGUGCUUGAGGAGGACCAAGUUAACAUGGAUGCUUCUACUGGGAAAUGGAAGAUAGCUAAGGAGGUUCUGGAAGAAAUGAGGAGGUACCUUUUGGCUGAUACAGGGGAAAACAGAGAGAUCAAGAUUGACAAGAAAGCUGACUCGGUGACAAGCGUACGAAGCAAUCCUCAAAAGCUUAUUGCAGCUUCUUUCCAAGCUCAUGCGUCACUCUCUAGGCGCUCAGCUCCCCCUCUAUUAACUCUUUGGAGAGGGGAGGAUGGCUCUGAGACAGAGGGCUCAUUAUGCUCUAACUAUUCGACGGUGUUCAAGGCAAGUAAAGCUUCGAACUUUGCUCCUUGUUCUUCCGGAAUUGUGAAAAGCAGAGCGGCGGUUAGAAGAAGGCCACUGAGAUCUGUGAGACAAAAGAUGUUGAAGGAAGCGGUGGUUCCAGACAAAUGUAUGCUUGAAGAUAGAAGAGAAGGCAAGCAGGAGAUGAGUAGCAGUAAAAAGAGAAAGUGCUCAGAGAAGGAGGAGGUGGUCAAAACAACCAACAAGGCAGUGUGCCUAAAGGUGAACCCAAAUGAGGGAUUGCCCAAAGCCCAAUGA